UAUGAAAUUGGGCGAAAACUCCAUCAAUUGAACACGUAUGAUACACGUAUGAUAGCUGUUUUAUCAUCAUGAAGUCAUUUUCCGAGGUCUCAAACACCAGGAAUUUUAUUUCUAGUAAAAUAUCUUUCAGCUAACUUGGUUCCUCUGAUGCGAGUAUGGCUUUCUGAGGAUGAAAACAACAAUGGCUGCCCUGUGUGGGCAUCCAUUAUUUAAAAACUUGUAGCUGGCAUCCAGCGUUACUAUGUAACUACAACCAGCCACCUCAGUGAAGGGAACUGUGCACACCUGUCCUGUUUAUCAUACAUUAUUACUAUUAUUUAUUUUAUUCAUUUGCUUGUUUUCAUUUUUCUUGUGAAAGAAACAUUUCCUCGACAUUUUUAAAGUUUAAUCUUAUUUCUAAGUCAACUAUUUAAACAAUGCCUAUAACCUUUGAACCGGAAUGUGGCCCCAAGUGCCGCUCUAAGAACCACGCCUAUGAAUUGGUGGCAGCUAUCACCAAGGGAAACCUUCAGGAGGUCCAGGCUUUUGCUCGUUUGUGUUACGCCUCGGGUCACCAUAACGACAUGUUUGGAAGAUCUGCUCUCCACAUGGCUGCCUCGUGUGGAAAAGUUGAGAUUGUGGAGUGGCUAUUGGAGGAGAAAGGUGGAGAUCUGACUCUGAAGGAUGUGGAGUCGGGAUGGACCGCCCUCCACAGAGCCAUGUUUUAUGGACAGUUGGCCGUAGCUAGACUUCUUAUUCAGUAUAACAGUGAUUUGUACACUCGUGAUCACCUAGGACUGAGUCCACUAGAUAUCGCUAUGAAGGACCGCCCACCUCAUAUCUCAUACGACAAAGGAGAUCUCUCUGAUGUCUAUACUUGGGGAGAUAACACCAAUUUGACCCUGGGUCAUGGAAAGGAGCAGAGGAGAGGUCACCCAGAGGUCAUUGAAGAGUUCAGAAGGAAUGGUGUCUCAGUGAAAGAGGCUGUGUUGUGUAAAUACCACUCAGUGUUUCUGACCACUGAUGGACAGGUGUAUACCUGUGGACAUGGUCAGGGAGGGAGAUUAGGUCAUGGAAAUGAACAGACCUAUACUGUUCCUAGGCAGGUGGAGACACUGAAAGGUCAAAUCUGUACUCAGGUCGUGGCUUCUAGAGAUCACACAGUGUUCCUCUUGACUGAUGGUUCAGUAUAUUCCUGUGGACUGAAUGAUAGCCAUCAACUAGGACAGUCAUCUACCAUUCCUAAAUCCCUCAUCCCUAAACAGGUGACUGGUAAGAACAUUAAGGGGAAGUCUAUUAAGGGUGUUUGUGUCGGCAGAUUUCACACUGUCCUCUACACCAGUGAUGCUGUGUACACGUGUGGGCUGAAUGCUGGACAGUUAGGUCAGCCUAAGGGAGCAGAGAAGCAAACACAGUUAAGACAAGUGUCCAACCUUAAUCACCCAGAUAUCUCCAUCGUCAUGGUGUCAUGUUCUGACGCGGCGACUGUGUGUAUGACGACGCGUGGUGAUAUCUACGUCCUGCAUGAGUACCAGUGCAGGAAAAUUGCUACCAAAUGGCAAGAAAUCCAGAAAAUUUUGGUGUCUGGAGGAAAUUUGGACCACAUGUCUGACCUGGAUGUUCUGAGAGAAAGAGGGGGAACAGAGCUACGCAUUCUACUCCUCAAUACAAGUGGAAAGGUAUUUGUCUGGCAUGCAGCAAGUCCCAGUCUAAAGAGGUGUCGCUGGGCCAUCCGGCGUCAGCUGACCGUGACAGAUGUCGCACUAAGUACCAGUAAUGUUGCCAUAGUAACAGACAAUGGGGAGGCUUUCUUAGGCAACUUUGUGGUAAAGAAAGGAGGAAAGGAGACCACACAGACAGCCAAAGACCAUGAGACAAAUGACUUUGAGUUACGGUUGAUUGACCUCCUUCUGAAGGAUGAAGCUGAGGAUGUCAUGCUUCACCGACUUCCUGAAAUCCAUCGAGGGACACGUAUCUUCAUGGAUCCAAAGGGACAUAACUUCUGUGUGUUGCAGUCCCUCCCUAAUUCAUGUUUAACUGAUGUUCCUAGUACCAGCCAAUCAGAAAUGGUGUUACAUUUCAAACAACUUCUAGAGGAAGCUGAUGAGUUUGAUAUGAUUCAUGACAUCGUUCUUAAGGUGAAAGGUAGGAGCUGGGCAGCUCACAAGUUUAUUCUACUCAGUCGUAGUGACCUUUUCUACAAGCUGAUAGCAGAGGUCAAGCGAAGGUCCACAGAGGAGGAUCAGACCACCCUGGAAAUCCCAGAUGAGAACCCCGAGAUUUUCCAGCAGAUGCUUAACUACAUAUACACUGACUCAUGUGACCUGCUCCAGGUCGGGACUGUGUUUGACUUCAAGUCAGUCCUUACAGAAAAAGAUUGCAAUGAGAAUGACUUUGAUGGAGAUUAUUUAAGCUCCUUCAAGGGUAAAUCAGCAUUUGAAGUGACACAGAAGAAGAAAGGAAAAGAAAAGAAAAACAUGAAAACGGCAAUGUCUGAAAAAGAUCCAGUAAGACUACUUCAAGACAAUGCUAAGAAGUUUGGAGUCAAGGGAUUAGCCAAAAGAUUGGACGGUAUACAGUGGGUGAAUGGACAGAUACAGGGAAAAUCUAAACAACAGACCAAGGCCCCCCUCAGAUAUGACCGCUCUAAGCUCCUGGAUCUCUGUGAUGUAACUAUUGCUUCUGACGACAGACUCGAGAUAAACUGCCACAAGUGUGUGUUGGUAGCUCGACUGGAAUACUUCAAUAGCAUGCUGAGUAGUGGGUGGGUUGAGACAAGCUCCACUCAGGCCCUGAAGUUACCUGUACCAGGUGAUUGUCUGAGAAUCCUCAUAGAUUUCCUGUACACUGACGAAGCCCCAGGUGUGACAGGCAGUGAGAAUUUAGAGUUGAUCUGUAAUGUUCUUGUAAUGGCUGAUCAGCUGUUGGUGACCAGACUUGUCCAGAUCUGUGAGGUCACACUGAGUGUACUUGUGACUAUGAAGAAUGUAGGUGAGCUGUUGGAGUUCUCCACUCUGUACAACGCUGAGCAGCUUAAGGCCGUGUGUCAACAGUACAUUCUCAUCAACUUACCGGCCAUACUGGAGGGAAGAUAUUUAGAUAUGAUAAGUGAUGAAGUGAUGGCUGAGCUUACAAGAUAUUACCAUAACAAGGUUCCCUCUAUGAGCAGACGUGUCAUCACCCCAUUUUCAGAUGGUCCCUCUAAAUCCUUCCUGGAGGAGCUGACAGAGGACACAUCACAGAUCACCGAGGGACUGAUGGGGGAUUCCUCAGGGAAAAAAUCAAAGCCCAAAAAGAGACGUAACAGGGUCAAAAGUGUGUCGGAGGAUGAAGGAUGGAGAGAUAGCCGAACAGAUGACAGGAGAGAGAGAAGGACAGACAGACAGAUAUCCAUCAGCUCAGAGAAAAGUCUGGCGUCAGAUGAAGAGGAGGAACAAAAGCUGGCAGUCAGUCCUCGUGAUUCCCAGGAGUUGACAAGCAAACCCUCAGAAUCAAUAACCAUUCCAACAACAAAAGGAAGUCAACAAGAGUCACAUCAUGGAUCCUGGACAGUUGCACCAAAAAGUCCACUUGUCUCCCCUGGGAGUUUCUCAGAAAAAUCAUUUGCUACAUCACCACCAGGCAUUAGUCUCAAAGAAAUCAUGGAAGAAGAAAAAUCUAGUCAGCAACAAAAAGUUCAGCUUAAAAACAAGAAGUUCUCUUGGAAAGAUGUAAAGAGACAGCAAAACCAGGAGAGGAAAUCUCAGAGUAGAAUCAGAGAGGGGGGUCAGGACCCCCAGACCCUCCCCACCACCCAGGGGACUCCACAGACAACCUCAGCCAAACCUGCCUGGGGAGGUGUGAGUCAGACAGUGACUUCCUUCAGAGAUCUGAUAACAGAGGACAGGAACCAGAGCUCUCAGACAAAACAACAUGCUACAAUGACUACUCCCCAGACAAAACAACACCCUACAAUGACUACUCCCCAGAAAACACAGAAACAUGUCCUCAGAUGGGGACUUCCCCAGGCCUCGGGCCCACAAAAGCCCCCCAGUCAGAGAUCUUUGGAUGAGUCCCCUGCUACAAGUCCCCAGUCUGUUGAUAACCCCUGGAUCAGGGCCCCGAGUGUCCAGUCCCCUACAGGGGCCUCUGUUAGCUUCUCCGACAUUGUCCAAGACGAGAUACAGAAACGAGAGAGUCUAGCUCGAGUGACCAGUAAACCACUUGGGCUAAUACAGAUAGAGGAGCUGGCCAUACAGGAGUUACUACAGCAUUACAAGGCCUCAGACAGCACAGAGGAGCACAUCACAGUAGAGAGGGUACCCAGGGAAAUGGCCACACCCCUGUGGACCUCCAAAUCCAAAUCUGUUUCACUCCAGUGACUGUGAUACAGCAUAGGGGUACACUUUACAGUAGAGAAAGUACCCAGGGAGAUGGCUAGCCCUACUGUUGAUCUCCUUAUCUAAAUCUGUCUUGCUCUAGUGAAUGUUCUUGAAUGUUUGUUAAAACUUGCCAAUGAACUGCCAAUAAAACAUAAGUGCUACAUGUGUAUAAAGUGCUACAUGUGUAUAAAGUUCUCAAUCUGUGAAAGCAUACAUUAAAAGAUUUUUUUAUACUAGUAUCACCAUGAAAUAUAUUAAAAAGAUAAAUUUUAAAUGAUGUUGAUAUAAAUUUUCCUUUAUUAUUUUAGGUCUUUUUUUGCCAUACAUGAUACGUUUUCAGAUA
Molecule: messenger RNA, 4683 nt
Organism: Saccostrea echinata
Lineage: Eukaryota; Metazoa; Mollusca; Bivalvia; Ostreida; Ostreidae
Product: inhibitor of Bruton tyrosine kinase-like
Exons: 26
Coding region: 417-4340 (1307 amino acids)
Molecular function (GO): protein binding
Source: RefSeq, a predicted model, not a curated record